This is a messenger RNA of Dichotomopilus funicola, 2634 nucleotides long. RefSeq lists its product as uncharacterized. The coding region runs from base 1 to 2634 and encodes 877 amino acids. Lineage: Eukaryota; Fungi; Ascomycota; Sordariomycetes; Sordariales; Chaetomiaceae. The transcript has a single exon. The record is from RefSeq and is a predicted model, not a curated record.
AUGUCGACACCGGAGAAUAACGACAACCCCUCGCCGCACAACACUACCCAGGCCCGCGGGAGUGUCGUCUCGGCGGAGGAAGGCAACUCUCCGUCAAAGUCAUCUAACACGUCCCAACGAAACACCCAGUUCGAGCCCAUUCGGGGGGGUACCACCCUCACGUCCAAAAUACUGCGGCCAAACGGCGGAGUCCACGGGGACACUGCGACCGAUCCGGAAGAAAGCGAAGUGACGAUGACCAGGGAGUUGAUCAAGUUCUUCCGAGAGGUCUCCCCGCCCCCUGGAAACCCAAUGUCGAGACCCGAUAAUGUGACCCUUGAUCCUAAGGCGCCCAAUUCCGCGCCGCUGCCGCGGAAGAAGGGUAGCUUUCGUUCGGCUCUGAUCCCAUUGUACCACCGCUUCCGGUCGCGACGGGAGCUAAAGAAGGCCAAGCCGGGUCAUAUUGUCCUACCUGACUCGGCGGUUGCGGGCACAAGUGACGGCGGGCAUCGACAUAUUGCGAUUUCCAUCCCGGUCGAACACGACCAUCUCGACCUCGUGGCAAGCAAUGCAGCAGCAGACCCCGCAGCCCGUGACCAGCCCGAAGGGGGGGAGGGCUCGGGCUCGCCAGGGCGUCAAAGCAAAGGUCAACCGCUGCGAGAUCCCGAUCCUAUCUCUACUGCUACGUCUAGGCGUCAUUCCAUAUCAACCGAAGCCUGGACAAACGCCGAGAUGCCACCACUCACCCGAUCCCCUGGCCGUCAUUCUAUCAGCGGGCCCUGUCAUCCCGUCAGCCCGCUUCUGUUUCACGAGACCGUUACAGCAACAGCCGGGAGCACCACCCCGCCGUCACUCCGCUCGUCGGUCGUUCUGCCCGGGUCGUUCCACGGUGCGGGCAGUGGUUAUGGUGGUGCUGGCGGUGGUGGUGGUGGCCAGGAGUCCGACUCAGACAACGACGUAUUUUACACAGCCCAUUCGAGCCAGGUAGACCCGCAAGGGAGUGACACAGGAUCACAAUCUCUGGGCGGCUACCGGGGAGACACAGAUACCGACGUGGCUCAGGUGCCGGUCGAGGAAGGAGAGGAGGAGGAGCCCGCAUACUCUGCCGGCGCAUCAUCAUCAUCACAAUUAGCAUCAUUCCACCCUCCCCCUUCUUCAGGGGUAAACCCCCGGGUAUCUGUCCGGGGCACCCCGAACCCGCCACUCGCCAGGCUGUACGGGGGCGCACUCUACGAACCCCAUGCUCUGUCAGAUAUUGUCUCCGCGAGCUCACCCGAUCCGUCGCCGACCUCACCGACCAGCCCCCAAUCCGCGCUUGCUAGCCAAGAGUAUUCGGAAGGCACUAGCACCAACGGCGGUCUAUCGACUCCGUUGAGAACGGCCGCGUCCGCUCAAAGUAUUCGCAGUCGACAUCCUCGUCGCGUCAGUGGCCUGGCGGAUCUCCGAGGGGCAACCCAAUCUCAGCCAUCCACAUCCACACCAAGCCCGGACACUUCUUCGCCACAACCCCCGGUUAGAUCACCACUCCGGGCUCAGGGACGCAACGGGAGUGGAAACGGAAAUGGGAAUGGCAGUGAAACUACAAACGGAGGCACAAGCAGCACCGAGAAUGGGAACAGUGUCUUGAAAGAGAACGAGAACGAGAACGACAACGGGAACGGACACACAGAACACCCAGCAAACACACUCCCUAACAGAAACAACCAAGGGGUCAUCGAUGACCUAGAAACCCGCCUCGGCCGGCUGGAGCGGUCACACGCGGAAUGGCUCAGCCGGUUGAUUCCCAUUAUAGAGCAGAUGGCGCAACACUCGGGAUUAACAGGUGAACAACUGUGGGUUGGGGAAGAGCCGGGGCAAGCGCAGCAGUCGACAUCCCAGUCGAGUUUCGACAUGAGCCCUGCUCAUGAACAUCCGCCUCAGCCGCAGGAAGAGGGGGAGCAUCAACCACAUGAAACUCACGACAGUGACUCCGAGCGUCCAACCAGUCACCAGAACGGGAGCGUUCAUGGAAGUGUCCAUGGUAGUAUCUAUGGCAGUACCCAUGGCAGUACCCAUGGAAGCAGCAGCGGAAGCGGCAGUAGCAAUGGCAACUCUAACAGAAGAGAGAAAGGCAAAGGAAGGGCCCGACCGCUGAUCAUUUGCCCCCCGCGUUCUUCCACCUACGAACCCAGCACACGCGCGACCACUUCGUCUGGAACAGACGGGCUGGCCGGCCAUGACGGGACACAUCAAAGGGAGAACGGGAAUGGAAGUGGUGGAAGUGCUAGGAAUACCCAAAUGAGGGACAGCGGGAUAGCCGGGAACGACGACCACAUCACGCUCACUCAGUGGUUAGAAGGGCACUACACCACCCACGCGGAAAGCUCACGGAAUGCAGCAGCAGCAGCAGCAGGGACAUCAGGGACAGCCCAGCACAUCCUCUCUGGCCCGGACAUGUCUUCCUCGGACCCGGACCUGGACUUGUCCAUGCUGCCUCCGCUGAACAUGACGCUGGCGGACUUUGAGGUGGGUGGUCGGGAGUGGCGUCGUCAUCGUGGUCCAAGGGGAAGUCAAGGUUUGGUUGGGGAGGAGGAGGAUGAUGUGGAUGGUUCGGGAAUGGGAAGGGUUACGACGGUCAUGGAGGACUUGCUGAGAAACACGAGAACAGUGAGGUGA